UUUCACAUGGGAUUCGUGCUGAUAUUGUUAACAUCGCUGCUCAGUGGAGUGCUGGGAUACUUGCGAUGCAAAUACAACUACUGGCAGAUAAAUGGGGUGAAACAACUGCGGGCCCACUUCCUCUUCGGACACUUGUUCAAGAUGAAGUCGGUGCACCUGUCGGAGCUCCUGCAGGAGACCUACGAUGCCUUUAAGGGUGGCGCUUUGCUGGCAGGCACCUACAUAUAUCUACGACCCAUAGCCGUCAUCUUGGACUUGGAUCUAGCAAAAAGGAUACUGAUCGAGGACUUUGACAAGUUUGUGGACCGCCGAAACUUUCACAAGGAACCCUUGACGAACAACCUCUUCAAUGCUCGGGGCGAGGAAUGGUCUAAGCUGAGCAAAAAGCUGGCGCCAAUAUUCGGGAACGGAAAUUUAAAAUGUAUGUUCGAAACAAUCACAAAGGCUUCCCGCCAGCUAGAGGAGAGCUUUCGGGAGUUGAUUGGCCCGCAGGGAAGUGUUCUCGAUGUGCACGCGCUGUUGGAUCGCUUCAGCAUGGAUGCCUCUGCCAGCUGUGCCUUUGGCGUUGAUAUCAACAAUCUCAAGGAUCCGCAGGUGGAAUUGCGAGUGCAUGGACGUCAGAUCUUUCGCCACAGCGAUGGCAAUAUUCGCUGGCGCAUUUUCAAAUUAAAUUUUUGCAGCCUCUGGGCAAAACUAAAGCUGCCCAUUCGGUUCUUUGCCAAAAACGUCACGGAUUACUUUACACGCAUCGUCAGGGAGCGGCUGGAAUCACGGGAACUUGAGCAUGUCAGGAGCAACGACUACAUGGAGCUAUUAAUGGAGCGAUCGAAAGACCUGACUCUGGGAGAGCUAACAGCGCAGGCCUUUGACUUCUUUGUGUCUGGCUAUGAGACCAGCUCGAGCAGCCUGUCUUGUGCGCUCUUCGAGCUUGCCAAAAAUCCAUCGGUGCAGCAGAAGCUGAGACACGAGAUUACAGUGGCUCUACGCAAACACGGACAGCUGACGUAUGAGGCCAUGCUGGAGAUGCGCUACUUGGACCAGACGAUCACUGAAACUCUACGCAAAUACCCCGCCUUGGCCUCCCUCACACGCAUCACCGCCGCGGACUAUACGGUUCUUCCCACCGCCCCUGGUGACAUUCCAUUGGUGCUGGACAAGUGCACCAUUGUGCAUAUACCUGUCCGUGCCAUACACUACGAUGCGGAGAUCUAUCCCCAACCAAAGAUAUUCCGACCGGAACGCUUUGAUGCCGCCGCAUUCCAUCAGCGCCAUUGCAUGGCAUUUCUUGGCUUUGGCGAUGGGCCACGCCAUUGCAUUGGUCGGCAUUUCGGCCGCAUGCAGAUUAAAAUAGGCCUCGUCACGUUGCUAGCCAAAUAUCAGUUUAGUGCGGUGCCCGGCUGCCCCGACGAGCUGCCGAUAAGCAAAGGGAAUACGAUACUCAGACCCAGCCAAGGAGGGGUUCCACUGAAAUUGAAUCGAGUGUCAGUGUCGGAAUAAACAAUAGCACCUGCACAACAUUCGAUUGCAUUGCGAGGGGAAUCUCAGCUUGAGAAAAAAAAACAAGGGUUUAAUCAGAAAAUUGUCGCGACAAAUCUAAACAAGAGUUGCGUUGAAUAAACAAACUGGCAGGCCAGCAAGCGAAUUUGGAAUGGGGUU
This is a messenger RNA of Drosophila obscura, 1656 nucleotides long. It is a transcript of the gene Cyp6a16, whose product is annotated as cytochrome P450 6a22. The transcript is spliced from 2 exons. The coding region runs from base 7 to 1497 and encodes 496 amino acids. NCBI's taxonomy places the organism in Eukaryota, Metazoa, Arthropoda, Insecta, Diptera, Drosophilidae. The record is from RefSeq and is a predicted model, not a curated record. Gene Ontology annotation, molecular function: iron ion binding; heme binding; oxidoreductase activity, acting on paired donors, with incorporation or reduction of molecular oxygen.